Molecule: messenger RNA, 4272 nt
Organism: Nematolebias whitei (Rio pearlfish)
Lineage: Eukaryota; Metazoa; Chordata; Actinopteri; Cyprinodontiformes; Rivulidae
Product: limbin
Exons: 23
Coding region: 70-4113 (1347 amino acids)
Biological process (GO): smoothened signaling pathway
Cellular component (GO): plasma membrane protein complex; ciliary membrane
Source: RefSeq, a predicted model, not a curated record
UUUGACAACAAUGCAGGCACAAAGCGGUUAGCUAGCAGCUUUGCUCGGUGGCAGUAAUACCAUUUACGAAUGUUUCGGGUACACCAAACCGUGGAAAGCCUUACGGUAUGGUUAUUAAUCUUGAAUAUCACAUUUUCGUGUUUGUGUGUACCUUCCUUGAGUAUUUAUCGCUGUCAAGAUGAGACAGUACAGGACAGGGCUGGACAUCCUCAACAUAACUGUACCUCAUUGUGCACACAAACAUCAUAUUACACAGGGAAACAUGGGAGCCUUUGCACUGACCAAGAAGGAGAUUCAGCAGGCCUGAUGUUACUCAGGGUUGAUGGUACAGUGGAAGCCAAUAAGCCCAUGUUGGUUCUUGGAUGGAGCCCAGCUUCCUCCUCAGCGCCCACAGGUCCGUGGGGACACUCGUUUUACUCGUCCUUCAGCUACAUGUCAAACGCCCUGCGCCCCAGGAAGAUCAGGAGCACGCUCAUCAGACAGAGCCCACCGCACCCUCCCCCUCAGGUUCAGAGUGUGGCGCCUCCAUCUUCGUUUGGGGUCAAAUUUCACAAGUGUGCUCAGGUGAGGCUCGACACCGAUCCCCCUCAGUUGACUUUCUUCCUGCUGAUCCACAACAUGGACCCCUUGGGGGGCACCAACCUAUCUCAGGUGGCGAUCCGAGACUCCAUUUCAGGAAUACAUCCCAUAAAAACAGAAGGCAGAGUCGUGGAAAAAGGCUAUCAGACAUUUGCAAUCGACUCACUUUUGGCUGGAUCCCAAGUUUUUGUUAAUUAUACUGCUCAUUUAAGGAGUUUCAAGAAUGAAGUCCUUGAUCUUCCUGCUUUUCUGACCUUCUCUAAUGCCUCACAGAAUGAUGUUAGUAUGUUUGGACCUUUGACAGCGAAUCUAAUGCUGAGGGUGAAUUCUACUGACCAGAUUUAUCUGAACCACAGAGUCCAUUUUACUGGAUUUGUUGCUGGCUUCUUCAUCGCCUUGGUGCUGCUGUUGCUGGCGUUUCUGGUCAUGAACUUCACAAAUCCCAGAGCAAGAAUCCGCCUUUUUCAGCACAAGAGAAACAAAUGUGAUUCUGACCCUGAGGACGCAGAGUCCACCAUGAGUGAGACGGUCAAAGAUAAAGCUGCAUUUGAAGACAGGAUAGUGGAUGUCAUGGUGCUGGAGGAUCCUCAGAACAUGUAUCAAGCUUUGGAAAACCUUGAAAUGUCGUCACUGCUGAAUGCCGCCAGUAGCCUGGAGACCACUCGGAUUCAGAUCUACAAAGACGUGAUGUCCUGCUUGCUUGUGGGCCUUCAAUCAUGGGAGGAAGCCAGUUCUCAGGCCCAGCAGAAGCUGCUCAGUGUGCUCCAUGGACAGCUGCUGGGCGUGGAGGGGCGUCUAAAGGAGGAGCGAAGGGCACGGAUGGGUGUCCUGGCAGGUCGGUGUAACCUGGAGACUCGGGAAGAAAUUGAGGCAGAACAUCAUCGUGAAGCUGCUGAAAAGGCCCAGGCUGAUCUGCUCUGUCAACAUGCAGACCAGCAGGAGCUUCUUCAGUGUGGUGUCCUCCUGGAGAAGCUGCACAAGCUGAGCCAGAGCCAGCUUCAGCGCCUCCUCUUGGUUCGCCAUGAAGAAGCCUCAGCAAACGUCCAGAGGCAAACCAUCGAGUGGAGGCGGGUGGAGCUGCACAAGAUCUUCACUGAAGAACUGGAGGAGGCCACAAGAAUGGGAGAGUUAGACAAAACCACAGCAAGGACUCUUCAACACGAGUACUUCUCUUGUCAGGAUCAGCUAGAGGAAGUGUUGGAUGUUGUUGUUGCUAAUCAGCGUUACGUGCUAGCUGAACGCAGUGCACAGAGGAAGUUCCUGGUGCACAGCCUUUACAGCCUGAACGGCCUGAUUUCUGACACCUUCACCAGCACCUCCAGCAGCUUGGACAGCUGGUUCAACCGUAUAAGGAGAGGGAGUCUCAUACCUGCAGAGCAGAUUGACCAGCUGAAAGAAAAGGCCCAGAAAGAGCUCGUCCUGGUGAGACAAAGACUGGAUGAGACGCUGAGCCAAGAGAAGAGAGCGAUGCGCUGCGGACUGAUUAAGAAGAGGAGGGAGCUCAUCUCUGACAUGGUGAGAGUCCACAAACAAAGAGAGAGGGAUUUGUCAAAUAUGUCUAAAAAUCUGGAGAAAAAAAUCGAGUUAUCUCAGCACCUAAAUUGUUGGCAGAACUUAUUGACGGCUCAAAGUUUGGAGCUUGCAGAGCUGAUCAACAACCUGGACGAGGAAGCUGCUGCAGACAUCCGCAAGGUGACGAUGCGAGUGAUCCAGGGCGCUGUAGCUGACAUUAAAGCCAUCCAACCAUCUGCUGCUCAGGCUGUCCUGGCACUCUUGCCACCAGGGGAAAAACACUCGAUGCUGCAGGUGGAAGCAAAGUCAGGCCCAGGAAAGACCACAGGACAAGGGGCAAGCACCUUUCUGCAGGGGCAGGAAAGGCUUCACCAGGAAGGCAAGGCAGCCUUACACACCCUCAGCUCCACCAGGGAGGCUCUGCAGGAUGCCAUGGAGAAAGAGCUGCAGGAGCAGAAGGAGCUCAGGAUGCGCUGGAGAGAUUUUUUCAGGUGUUUGUGUUUGUCCCAAUUGACUCUGUCUGAAGACGACAGGCUGAGGAUGAAACUGGAGUUUCAGAAGUGUCUGUCUGUGACCGACCGCUGUCUCGUUCUGCCUCACGCCAUCUCCAGAACGAAGCUCUGCGUUGCCUUGGCAACAUGGAGAAAGGAGCGUGAAGAUCAGAUGGCAAGUAUGCAGUCCAAGGGGAAAACCACCGAGGCCAGAAAUAAAACAGACACAUCUGGUGUGUUUUUCCAGAAGAGGCUUCAGGACAGGAUUCAUCUGUUUGAGAAGGAGAAGGAGAUGGAGAGCGGCGUUAUGGAUAAGGUGUUGGAGGAGAUGCAGAGGGAGAGAGGAGAUUACCUGCACUCUCAGGCAGACAGCCUGGCCAUGCAGAUGACUACAAUCAGCUACCAAAAAGCUGAGAGAUGGAUGAAAGUUUUGGAGACUUCCAGAGUCAUGGUGAACCUACAAAGCCUGUUAAUUCAACAGCUCAGGGACAGGAAAAACCUAGAAAGGCAAAAAAUGGCUCAGAGUAUACACAAACACUUCUUGGGCCUAGUGGAAGCAGAGCAACAUCUUCAAACGGAGAAGAAAGAGUUGGACGGCGUGCAGACGUCUCAGCCCGGAGCGGCAUCAAGUCGGAUCCACCAAGGCUGCUCUGAAGUAGAGGAGACGAGUGAGGAAGACGACGUGUUUCAGCUGCAGGCCGACCGCAGGAUGGAGGCCAUCCUGCACGAGGCACUUCACAAGAGAGAGCAGGUCCUCACACGGAUGUUAGGAAGGUUUCAGGCAACGACUGCCAACAAUCAAGCCAAGGAAAAUUUAAAGGACCAGAUGGAUCUCAGUCGACUUUAUUCAAACUAUGACCAGGAGCUGAAGUUUGCAUCUCAGCUGGUGAAGCAAAGUCACGUCUCUGUCGAUGUCCUUUUCGAGACACUGCGUCUCCUGCUUCCAACUGUGGCUGAAAGUGAGCUUCUGUCAAUGACUAAAGCUCUCUGCUCCAGACUUUACUCAGCUUCAGAGUCUGCAGAGCAAGAGGAUACUGGAUGGGCCGGGGAACAGAACAGACUUCUCCCUGUCAAACUGAGGGAACAUGUGGUGCAGAAAAAUAUUGGAAAUGUGCCGAGCUGUGCAGUGGAAAAAGAGAGGCAACACGAAAAGUGGCAGAGUCUGGUGGAAAAACUGCUCCCCAGAUCCCGUCUUCUGCUUCCAAGAGAUGUUCCUCCUCUGCCAGUUGAAGUAAAGGGGAAACUGGACAGUGUUCCAAAAGCGCAGCUUGUUUUGAAAGCAGCCGAGCUUGUGGAGCAGCUGCAGAGUGACCCAGUGGACUCGGUGAGGGAAGCUGUGCACCACCCAGCAGAGGAAAGCAUGAGCUCAGCCUCUGCCUGCAGCGUACUGGACAGCACCACUGUCACCGGAGAACACCUGUUUGUGUUUCGAGACCCGCCUCAAUCACGGGACAUCGUGAGUGUCCCACAACAGAAGAAGAGGAGGAAUUUUCUCAAUCUGAAGAAGGGCUCAGUUGCUCCAACGACAUGAACUUUACGUGCGAUGUCUUUUUCAAAGGUUCUCAUUCUGUUUGAAGUACAUUUUUAUAUACCAAAAGGAUUUUUAUAAUUUUACUGUGUAGCAAAACCAGAGCAUGUUCUGUACCUGUCAAUAUAUCUGUAGUUUUUGGUUUUGUUUCAAGUAAAGGCA